AUGCUUGUAUCUUACCUUUACCUCUUUCUCGGUGAGUUUCAUUUUUUCUUUAGCUCGUACCACGAUACGUUCGUGAUUCUUCUCAUACAAAACUACUUGACACUCAACGAAACGACGAAAAUGGAAGAACAAGUCUCUGCUGAAACAGGUGAUUUCGACGUAUACUUCGUUAUCCUUUACAUCCUCACUCUUCUGCUCGUUGCAAUUCCCUUGAUCCACUUUGAAAUAUUAAUUGGUCAACGCCACCGCGCAGGUGCAUGUAAACUCUUCAGCAAUUACGGUCUAGGCUAUGAAGGAUUCGGCGCAACGUUGUUUUUCGUAACGUUUGUUAUAGCGGCAUACUUUAUCCAUGACACAUAUGAAGAUAUCAUUCAUAUAUCGAACGUCCUCACUAAUGUCACUGAUAUCGUAACCUGUGAUAAUGGAGACUACGAUUGGAGGAACUGCUCAUCACUCUUCGACAGCGUAGUCAUGGGAUGCCGUCAGGCUAAAAGACGAUUAACAUCACUAAGCCCAACCACACCUGAUAAGCAAUACUGUUCGGAUAUUGCCGCGUCGGCCGUAAUAUCUUCAGCUGAAAAAUACUCAAGCAGCUUAACUCAUCUUCAACACGGCAAUGAUGUUUUUGACGUUCAGCGCCUGUUGUUCUACCUCGUUAUGUUCACAGUAUAUGCGUUCAUCGCAAUUGCUGGUAUAUGGGUCGUAAAAUUUUCAUUGGCUUAUACUUAUAUCGCCACAGUUCUGUUUCUUUUAGUCAGCGUGUUCUUAGCCAUUUCAUUGGCAGGAAUUGGAUUAGUGUGGGAUACAUUGUGGACGCUCACGAAUCCUGAAGCGCUCAACACAUCUCAGGCAUGGAUCGAAGCGAUUGAGCUGGGUAUUACUACAAGCGGAGUUAUAGUUUGGGGUGUGAUGGCAGCAGCCACCUUGCGCGAAAGAAAAGGAGGCAGCUAUGAAGUGAGUUGUGCUGGGAAAUACCUCAAUAAAGUUGAUUAA
Molecule: messenger RNA, 993 nt
Organism: Haemonchus placei
Lineage: Eukaryota; Metazoa; Nematoda; Chromadorea; Rhabditida; Trichostrongylidae
Source: the annotation of a GenBank genome assembly